CGUAUCAGUCCAUCGAUGGACUCGUUCAAUAUGUGACGAUUUACUCUAGAAGCUGCCGGUCGCAGUCAUCGUCUUGCCUACAACAACACAUCUCAAUACAGCCCCGUGCAUAUCCAAGCCCCCUUGAUCGGCGCAACAGCACUCCGCCGCAACAAUCCCCGACCUCCCGAUCUCACGUAGACUUGCCGCGUCGUGAACGCGCCUAACGCACAAGAUGGUAUCGCAGGACAGAGGCCGGGCUAGGUCGAGCCGCCGUUUGACGAAGAAGCGCAGGGACUCGGAGAAGGAGCCACGCCGGCUUUCCCUCGACAUACCAGAGCGCUUCAAGGAUGGAGACGACGCCGAGGACGAUGUUACGGCGCCUAAGAGGAACAACACGAUGUCGAUGAACCAGUCCAUCUUCUCCAUGAUAGCCCGCGCGGGGCAACAUUCGCAGACCGACCUCGCGACCAUGCAGGAGGCGGAAUCGGGCGACAGCGACGAGGGAGGCAAAAAACGGCAGCCUUACCACAGCCUGGAUGGCGCCGCACGGCUGAGCCGCCUAAGCUCAGCGAACGACUUUCAGAGGCGGGCAGAUGAGUCGCAAGACGAGCAGCCCCGGCAGGAAAAGCAGCACCGCAGGGUCAUGUCAGGGCACAAGCUGUUGCAAUCAUUGCCCAAGCUGAGGAGCAAAAAGGAUGUGGGAUCAGAAAGCCAGUCCAUGGACCAAAUGUCAUCUUCACAGCUUCUGCCUCCGCGACCGCCUCCGCCAGCAUCUCCUUCUGCAACGCCGAGCGAACGACCCAAGACGAAGCCGAAGGCGACCCCCAGCGAGAUUGCACAGGUUCAGAAACUGAAAAGCUCAGGUGGGAGAAGUAGGCAUGGAAGCUCAGCGGGGACAGUCAAGGCUUCGGCGCCUAUCACGCUUGCACAACGGAUACGGCAGAUCUUCGAGUUCGAAAAGAUUGAAGAGAUCAUCUCGGAGUACCCUUGCUGGCUAUUACAGAGUGUCCUGCUCCAAGGGUACAUGUACAUCACCCAAAAGCACAUAUGCUUCUAUGCAUACAUACCCAAGAAACACCAUGAUGUCAGUAAGACUGGCUUCCUGUCCAAGCGCGGUCGAUCCAAAUAUAAUAGAUACUGGUUCAUUUUGCGAGGCGACGUCUUGUCUUACUAUACCAAUCCGGCGGAAUUGUACUUCCCACGAAACCGUAUCAACUUGCAGUACGCCAUGUCUGCAGAGAUACUAGAAGCCAAGAAGAAGAACGAGGAUGAAACCACGUUCACUGUCACGACCGACGAACGGACAUACCAGUUCAAGGCAGAUAGCGCUGUUAGUGCAAAGGAGUGGGUGCGGUCGAUUCAGAAGGUGAUCUUCCGGACACACAACGAAGGGAACAGCGUUAAGAUUUCACUCCCCAUCCAGAACGUACUGGAGAUAGAGGAGAGCGCCAUACUCGACUUCGCAAAUACUGUCAAGGUCAGGGUCAUCGAUAAUGACGAGACGUUCGCCAUCGACGAGUACUUCUUCUCGUUCUUCAACAAUGGCCAGGAUGCGCUCAACGUUCUUCGAAUCAUGAUCAACGACAAUGAGCACCACCAACCAACACAGUCCCGCAAUGAUAUUGCGAUCAUCACACCCACUGCUUCGCCGAAAGGAGAUGCAAACCCCCCAAUCAGUCCGUCCAUCGUGGAACCCGUCCGUACUACCCUUACACCACUGCCAGCACCGCACGUGGGACGAUCAAGCAUUAGUGAAGCAUCUGCGCGAUCCAGUAUGGAUGCGGGCCGAAAGAGCUGGGACGCGCGACGCAGCAUGGAUGCUAGUCGUAUGUUCCGCCGGCCAAGUCUUGAACUGAGACGUAGCUUCAGUAGAGGCCGCCACAGUGCACAAACGACGAGCCGCCCGGCUGAUAGAUCGCCAUUGUCGACAAGAGCGACGGAUACUGAGUCCGCGACUACUUCACUCGAACGCGAUACGGAGUCAUCUGCUGCCAUACAAUCGAUAGACGAGAGCAACGUAUCCGCAUCGCAGAUACUGAACCGGUCCGACGUAUUCCGCGCCCCAGCAAACCCUUCACCCGUCACCGCGUCUGACCAACCGGGGCCAUCAGCGCGGUACUCACAAGAUACAACGCGCUCUUCUGGGCGGGACAGACGAUCACCAAAACCAAUGCAACACCGAAGAAGUGACAACAACGCAAAGGCGGCGGCUGUCGCACCCGAAACAACCGACGAGGAUGUGGAGGCGGGUGUAGCUCCACCUCGGUUGUCAGGCUCGUCAUCAGCGCUCCAAGACAUUGCAUCGUACCCCCUCAACAAAGCCACUGGUCUUGCAGGCUUCCUCCGCAACCGUUCAAAGAAGAUGGGCAACUUGCUCGCAACUGAGUCUAUGGGAUACUACGACAAGGUGUCUGGAAUGCUGGCUGGUGGACGCAAGCACUAUAAUACCGACGAAGGACUGGAGACCGGUGACCAAGUGCACGGGUAUGAGGACGACGAAGAUGCCGUCAAAGCGGCAGAGAACUUCAGAGAGCACUUUGCCUUCCCUGAGACCGAGAUACUGCAAUCCUCCUUUUUCGCCUCACUGCAGCGCGUGCUACCCAACUACGGCAAGAUCUACAUCAGCGGGAAAUAUUUCUGCUUCCGCAGCUUGAUGCCAACAUCGAAAACCAAGAUUAUCCUGCCCAUGAAGGACAUCGAGAACGUCAACAAAGAGAAGGGAUUCAGAAUCGGCUACCAUGGCCUCGCUAUCGUCAUCCGAGGUCACGAGGAGCUCUUCUUUGAGUUCUCGAAGGCCGAGUACCGAGACGAAUGCGCCAUUGCUGUGCUCCGCAUACUGGAGAAAGCAAAGUACCUAGAGGACAGGGACUCAUCAUCUUCAGGCGUUGAUAGCGACGACGAGGCAGCCAAAGCAGAGCAUGAUCUGCUCCAGCAAGCGCGCCAGGACACGGCAGAGGACCCACGAGUUGAUGUAUCCAAACUCGUUCGCGCUGCUGACCACGAGCGCAUACCGCUUAUCUUUGACGACCCGCUCGCUUCCUUCGUUGACUUCAAGCCCACCGAAUCUCUCACCGUGGUCUGUCUUACCAUUGGUUCUCGUGGAGAUGUACAGCCCUACAUUGCUCUUUGCAAGGAGUUAUUGAAGGAGGGCCACAAGCCGCGGAUAGCAACUCACGCUGAGUUCGAACCCUGGGUCAGGAAGCAUGGCAUUGACUUUGCGCCUGUCGAUGGCAAUCCCGCCGAGCUCAUGCGCAUUUGCGUUGAACAUGGCAUGUUCACGUACGGCUUCAUGAAAGAGGCGAACUCCAAGUUUCGAGGUUGGCUUGAUGACGUCUGCAGCUCUGCAUGGCGCGCUUGCCAGGGUGCCGAUGUUCUGAUCGAAAGCCCCAGCGCAAUGGCGGGUAUUCAUAUUGCAGAAGCCCUCGAGGUUCCAUAUUUCCGCGCGUUCACGAUGCCAUGGACACGAACCCGCGCCUACCCCCACGCUUUCUCGGUUCUGGAGAAGAAGAUGGGAGGCGGCUACAACAACAUCACGUACAUCACUUUUGAUGCCAUCUUCUGGACAGCCAUCUCCGGUCAGAUCAACAAGUGGCGUCGCCGAGAACUGGGAUUGCAGAAUACGUCCCAAGCCAAGAUGCAGGCCAACUCUCGCCCAUUCAUGUACAACUUUAGCCCCCAUGUGGUGCCUCCACCGCUAGACUGGCCUGACUGGAUCCGCGUAACCGGCUACUGGUUUUUGGACGAGGCAGACAUGUACGAACCGCCUGCGGACCUCAUGGCUUUCAUCGAGAAGGCACGAAAGGACGAAAAGAAGCUCGUCUACAUCGGCUUCGGUUCUAUUGUCAUCGAUGAUCCUGCUGCUUUGACAAAGACUGUGGUCGAUUCAGUCGUCAAGGCAAACGUGCGGUGCAUCCUAUCCAAGGGCUGGUCAGAUCGUCUAGAGACGAAAGAUGCAUCAAAGCUUGAGAUCCCACUACCGCCUGAGGUAUUCCAGAUUCAGGCUGCACCGCACGAUUGGCUCUUCAAGCAGAUGGACGCUGCUGUGCACCAUGGUGGAUCUGGUACAACAGGCGCAAGUUUACGAGCUGGCAUCCCUACCAUCAUCAAGCCUUUCUUCGGUGACCAGUACUUCUUCGCUCAGCGCGUCGAGGACCUCGGCGUCGGCAUAUGGCUGAAGAAGGUCAAUACAAGUGUUUUUAGUCGAGCCUUGUGGGAGGUGACCAAUAGUCAACGCAUGAUUGUCAAGGCGAAGGUGUUGGGCCAAAGAAUUCGCAAGGACAAUGGCGCACAAGUUGCCAUCCAGACAAUUUACCGCGAGUUGGACCGUGCUCGCACUCUAAUUAACAAGCAGGCUAAGCUGGAAGGCGACCAGACAGACGAGUUUGAAGAUGACUGGACAAUGGUCGAAGAGGGGGAGGAAGUUGACGUUGCCCCGUUCGAGGCGCAGCAGGCUGUCAUAGGAAUGACUCAGGACGCAUCUCGGACCGGUGGAGGCUCAUUGGUUCUGGGAAGCAUGGUACUGAGAGGUGCGCAGAAGCGUACCUCUGAGUCGGCACAUAGAGACUGAGCAUUGUAGGUUUCUUUGGGUACUAGCAUGGCGUUCUAGGAGCCUGGAAGAUUGAUAGACAUGACGGCUCACGACACUGUGACCUAGGCACCUAUCAGACGACAUUGAUGCCUGAGAGCUGCCUGAAAGCAGUGCAAUACUUAUAAUUUUUCCAAUGCCCAAUCCACAACGUC
Molecule: messenger RNA, 4722 nt
Organism: Didymella exigua CBS 183.55
Lineage: Eukaryota; Fungi; Ascomycota; Dothideomycetes; Pleosporales; Didymellaceae
Product: glycosyltransferase family 1 protein
Exons: 4
Coding region: 215-4549 (1444 amino acids)
Biological process (GO): carbohydrate metabolic process
Molecular function (GO): hexosyltransferase activity; UDP-glycosyltransferase activity
Source: RefSeq, a predicted model, not a curated record